UCUCUCUCCAGGCUUCGUCCCACCCUGUCCAUGCUUAUUACGCUUCAUGUAGCCAAAUCUAUCAUUGUUAAAGGGAAGCGCUUGCAUUGCAUGGCUGUGUGCAUUACUGCACUUUGACUCCUAUGGCCAUGGCAUUCUCUGCCCUAACACCAGUCUUUAUAGCAAUCAUCUGUGUCUUAAUUGGAAUCAUACUGAAAAGCAGCAGGAAAGGAACUGAGAAAAAGGAAAGUACACCCAAUCAGAAGGCUGAGUCUCGCCCAUGGGUGGAUGAAGAUUUAAAGGACAGCACUGACCUUCAAGGAGAAGAAGAAGAUGAUGGUGGCGAAUGGCAAGGCUUAGAUGACGACAUUGCUCACAUCCCUUUCAUGACCGAGCGUUACUCUGAAGAAGACAUGGUUAAAAGAUCAAAGGAUUUGUACACCCUUCUCAAUAAGAGACGGUCUGUCAGGUUUAUAAGCGAUGAGCCUGUUCCAAGGGAAGUCAUUGAUAAUGUGAUUAAAGCAGCAGGAACAGCUCCCAGUGGAGCACACACCGAGCCAUGGACCUUUGUUGUAAUACAAGAUCCAGAAGUAAAACAUAAGAUCCGGGAGAUCAUUGAAGAGGAGGAAGAAAUAAACUAUCAGAAAAGAAUGGGAGACAGAUGGGUUAAUGACUUGAAAAGACUAAGGACAAACUGGAUCAAAGAAUACUUGGAUACAGCUCCCUACCUGAUCCUUAUUUUCAAGCAGGUGUAUGGAAUGCAUCCAGAUGGAAAAAAGAAAACCCAUUACUACAAUGAAAUCAGUGUUUCUAUUGCCUGUGGCAUUCUCCUUGCUGCACUACAGAAUGUGGGUCUGGUGACAGUGACCACAACGCCACUGAACUGUGGCCCACGCCUGAGAGUGCUGCUGCAGCGUCCAGUGAAUGAAAAGCUCCUUUUGCUUUUGCCCGUUGGGUAUCCCAGUAAAGAUGCCACAGUACCUGACUUGAAACGAAAGCCAGUGGAUGACAUUAUGGUGGUUAUAUAAAUAUGCUAUGGUGCAGUUGGGACAAAACCCUCAGAAAUGUAUUUUUUCACAGAAAACAGUCUUUGGCCAUUUCUUCCCUGCACACAUCCACAAAUUUAUGCACACCCACAAUUCCAAAGAGGAUGCUAUAUGUGAACUGAAAAUACUGACAUACCUGGUUACAUGUGAUUCCCGCAGCUUUCAUGAUAACAUGUAGCUGGGCAUGGGCAUAUUUCUGUUUCACGUGCAACAUCUGCCACAUAAGGAUGACCUGGCCAGGGCACCCAUGUCCAAAAACAUUCACUUAGAGGAGGCCACAGCAUGUCUGAACCAGGGCCAGACUUUGGGGUAAAAGUCUGGGGUCCCUAUUUAUGAGAUCAGCAGGGUGAUCUCAAAACCAGAACAGAGCUUUACAUCUGAACAAUAUGUUAUCAUAUAAAGAAAGCAAUUACGACAAUUGUCCUAUGUCUAAAAUUACCUUAUGGCAUCACUAGUUUGAACUGGCACAUGUGUUACCUGAAAUGGUCUCCUUGCAUAAAUAUGAUUUAUGGGGGAAUUAGCUAGCAAGGAAGACGGCUAUAUGAGAGGCGGUAACUGGAAUCUAUCACCUUUGUAUACCAGGUCCCAAUCCCAAUAAGCCAAGCAAGUCUGGUGCUUCAAAUCAAUCAGUAACUUUAUGUACAUACAUGCCAAUUACUGGGGGAAAUAACCCCAACACACACACACACACACACAGUCCUAGGAAAUAAUAGCCAGAAGUGUGGGAAUACAGCAAGAAGGAGUAAUUAUAUCUACCUAUCCUGGAGAAGGGGUCCAGAGAGAAGCUUCAAACGUCCUGCAUGUCAGCCCAGAGAGAGAGAUGUGGAACAGUGCUUGUGGAUCCAGAGAAGUAAGCAAGCAUGAACGAAGAGAGACUUUGGGGGGGGGGUGACCCUAAGGGAGAAGCCAGGAAGCUUGCACGAUUUGAAUGAGGCCAGAACUCAACCUUUAAAGGCAAAAUGUGCCCUGAGGUGGAGGAGAGUCCUCCUGGCAGUUAGGACAAAGAGUCCAAUGGUUGGUUCCUGGGUGUAACAAAGGAUUCGAGUACUUUGAUUGAUGGCUGUCAGGGUGUGUGAAAGCAGAUGCAAAACUCGUCCCAGUGCUGCACAAAAGGGACAGUUUUCCUGAUGAAGUACCGGAGCAAGGUUAAGUGUUUUUAGAGAGGGGAUACAAUGUGCCAGGAACGACUGUACAUGCUUAUGAAUGCCAAUUGAUUAAUUCCUCAAUCACGGACAGGGGUCUCAUUAUGGGAGGAGGGAUAGGAAUGUGCUAAGUGGGGGUGUCUCAGCAAGACCUUUAUUGCUCUGGGCCUUCUGGAGUUUGGGUGGACAGCGAGGCCAGUUGCAUCACAAUACCUCUGCAUUCCAAUGCGGCAUUCCUUACAUGCCUUCUCCAGGGCAGGAUCUGGCAACGACAGGGGCUCUCUGGUUGUCAGUGCUGCAGCCAUUUUAAACUCCAGAGGCCUGUAUACUUUUAAUGUCAUGAGCGGUCAUAUGAAACUGCUAUUAAAAAUGGCGGAGGCCGGGCUGACUGCUCACACAUGGUCUAGACAGUCUUCUCCUUUUCCCCGUCUCUCCUUCAGCCACAACUUAUGUGUGUUUCUCUGACACUUUCAUAGUACUAAUAAUGACAAUGGGUGUGUUUACUAAUGACUGUAAGUAAUCAGAAUAAAUGAUUUGAUAGGUUUAAUUAUUGAUUAGUAUUAUUGAUUUUCUCAUGGGAAAUAUGAAAUUAUGUUUAAACAACCUUCAUUUCUUCCAUUUUUAUGCUCCAAGGUCUAAAUUACAUAGUAGCUUGUCUUGAUAUUUUGAUUUGUAAGAUACACAUGUGAGUAUGUUCUGGUGGGGAAAAAAUGGAGUUAAAUAAGAUAGCCAAAUCUUGGCAUUCAUAUUGCUCCCUCUGCAUACAGAUAAGUAAGUCUUGUAUUGUUUUAUAUAGUACCUCUUCUGUUUUAAAUUAUGUUUGGAAGACGUGUUUACAGGCAACUUUAAAGUGCUUCAGCUGAGUUUUGGCUUUGUAUUUUUCCCCUGAAAGAGUGUCUUAGAUACAAUGAAAUGCUCUAUUUGGGCUCAGCUUACAUGUAUUAAUUAAAGCCUUUUUAUUUGUUUGCUGUAAUGACCACGUAAUUUGAACAGCUAUUCAAUUGAUGCCUGAUCAUAAGGGUAGCUCUAUAAGAAAAUAAACAUGGAUAUGUCACAUA
Messenger RNA from Eublepharis macularius, 3225 nucleotides. It is a transcript of the gene IYD, whose product is annotated as iodotyrosine deiodinase. Gene Ontology annotation, molecular function: oxidoreductase activity. The record is from RefSeq and is a predicted model, not a curated record. The transcript is spliced from 5 exons. Bases 123 to 1007 code for a protein of 294 amino acids. Lineage: Eukaryota; Metazoa; Chordata; Lepidosauria; Squamata; Eublepharidae.